ACUGAAAUGUAUAAAAAUUCAACAUUAUAAAUCAGGUUAAGAAAACAUUAGCAUAACUGCUCGCUGUAUGGUGUUUGGGUCAUUGUGGACUUUGUGCACAACUGUAAUGGUGCUGUCAAUCUGUUAGCUGCUAUUAAUGAUUACCUCCUUAAUCUGAGUAGAUUCCAUUCCGAGGGCACAUUCAUGAACGAGACACUCGUAUCAGAGAGAACCAAGAAGAAUAAUACAGAACACAGCUGUUUCUGAACUUGGUCCUCCUCUACUGUUAGCUAUAAUGGGUGGCUGUUGCAGUAGAACAUCUGUUGAAGACAAAACAGUUAUUGAACAGCCAAAGACACCCCCUAAGCAAGAUGCAUCAGUGCAGACCAUGGAGCAGUCAACCGAUGAGAAGUUACAUGAAGUGGAUGUAACUCUGGAUGUGGACACAGCUCACCCUAACCUACUGAUAGAUGGUAAAUCAGUAUGCUGGAUAAAGGAAACACCACAGAGACUGUGUAAUGAGAAGAUGUUUGAUGAAGAUCCCUAUGUGUUGGGCAUUAUGGGCCGUGCUUGGAGGACCUACUGGGAGGUGAAUGUGGAGAAGAAGGAUGACUGGGUACUUGGUGUUACGAAGGCAACAGCUAACAGGAAGGGACAAUUAGUUCUCAGCCCUGCCAAUGGCUUCUGGGUAAUCAGUCUGUCCAAUGGGGGAAGACUGAAAGCCAUGGAUGAUAAGGAGCAUGUUCUUGACAAAGAUAUUCCAGAUAAAGUUGCUAUCUUUCUAGAUUAUAAGGAAAAGAAGGUGAUGUUCUUUAAUGCAGAAGAUGGUUCACACAUCUACUCAUUUACCAACGGACCAAGUUAUGAGGAUGAUGUUCGCCCACUUUUCUCACCCUGGAACAAUGAUAUAGAUCCAAUCACAAUUUUGUCAAUUGAAACUAAACAUCCUAAAUCAUCUAAAGCAUUAAAGAUCACCUCUACAUCUAUCAAUAGGGUACUUCAUUGUGAUGGAGAGCUACACUUGAGUGGUCUUAACUACACUAAUGAUGAUUAAUAUGCCAUACAUGAAUAGGAGUAAUUCUCACUACAGUAAUAUUUAGGCAUUUGCUUUAUGGAUAUAAUUGUAUGAUGAUUUGUGCUGGUCAUCAAAAUGUGUCUCUUCGUCACAUCUAAAAAAAAUGUGCAGACGCUCUUAUCCAGAGUGACUUACAGUAGUGAGUGCAUACAGUUUUAUAUUUUUUUAACUGGUCCCCUUUGUGAAUCAAACCCACAACCCUGGCAUUGCAAGCACCAUGCUCUACCAACUGAGCCACACAGGACCAACAAUGCAUUUACUUUUUAUUCUUCGUCUUCAACUUUGUUGAAUAUAAUGGACAGCUAUUUCAGUAGUAUUUUUUCCAAACCACACGGAUGUUAUAAAUACAAAUCAUGCAUAGUGAAUAGGUAAUGUUACGCCUCCCUUCAUGCACAUUUACUGUACACUGUAUUGAUUUGUGAAACAUAAAAUACUGGUUUUAAGACUUGGAUGUGUAUCAGUUCAUGUCUUGGGAUCAUGAAGAUCAAUCAGUUUAUGCCAGCUCUUACAUAACAGUGUAUGUAUAUGGAAGGUUUGUAAUAAGCCAUAGUAAGUAACCUUGUACAAGCCAGAAAGGCUCAUAGAAGCAGGAGCCUAUCUCCUGCUUCUGUAGCGAAAAGCAGCAUGAUUUACAAGUACACCCUCUAGACAGGACACAAGUCUAGCGCAUCUCCUUGAUGCUGAGAGCCAAGUAGAGACGCAUCAGGUCUCAUUUUUAAAGCCUUUGGUAUGACUUGGUCGGGGAUCAAACCACAAGGUUAGCCAUAGGUAAGCACAAAUUACAAUGUCAAGACUGCUGUUCUGGGAUCUAAUAAAUAUUUUAAAAAUA
Molecule: messenger RNA, 1883 nt
Organism: Salmo salar (Atlantic salmon)
Lineage: Eukaryota; Metazoa; Chordata; Actinopteri; Salmoniformes; Salmonidae
Product: butyrophilin subfamily 1 member A1
Molecular function (GO): protein binding
Source: RefSeq, a predicted model, not a curated record